CAUAACAAUUGUAGAAGUAAUUAAAAAAGAUAUAAAGCAUAGGGGCGAGCCUGGCUGCUCUCACCCUGUUCUUGAUUGCUUAAAAUAUACAAAUAAUAAAUGACAGUAUUAUUGAUUCAGUAUAAAAAAAAUUAAGAUGAGUCAAGCUUAAACACAACAGAGAAAAGACGAGCAGCCUUUCGGAGAUCUCAAGAGACUAAUCCCUCGACGCUUCCGAACGUUAUUCUUCCUUAAUCUCAUCAUCAUCAUCAUAUUCAAACCUACAAACUGACCCCUUGUUUUUGUAGUUCUUUCUCGCUGUAAAGUGUGAAACCCCCAUUACAUUUGUUCUUUUGGGUUAUUGAAUCCAUUUUCUAUUCAAAGGCGGAGGCGUUAAUCACAGAGCGCCAUAGCAUUCACUAAAGUCAAACCAAAACACACAAAACAACAACAAUGGCUGCUGCGCUUUCUUCUUCAUCGCCUCACUGUUCAUCUUCAUCUUCUUCAUCAAUUGGGUUUUCCCAUCACAGAGUUAGAGGCGGCGGAGGAAAAGGGGUGAUUGUUUCUGCCGUAUUUCCUAAAAAAUUUGCUGCUGGAAGAUGUCCCUUGCAAUCAAAGCCGAAUCUUCAUUCCUCCAAUUCCCAAGUCCUCUGCAUGCAAGAUGGUUUGUUCCCUCUUCCCUUUUCUCAAUGCAGUUUUUCCAUUAACAUUCAUCUGCUGCAAGAAUUUGGCAUCAUGUAUAAAGUAUAUAUUUUCGUUCAUCACUGUAAAUUCGCCCGUGUACUAGUGUGUUUCUUUUCCCCCCAGUUUUUUUUGGCUCGAUGUUGAGAUUACCUGUAUUCUUAGAUUGGGAGUUUUCGUAUGAUUUUGAUUUUGAUUUUUUUGGGGAAAAAAAGGGUCAAGGAGGUGCUUGAAAGAUUGGAUUUUUAGCUGCUUCUCUGAAGUUUGUUUUUUCCUUAAAGGUUGUUGCUUUAUCAAUCACUAUACUUAAGAGUUCUGCAUGCUGGCUUUUGUUUCAUUGGUUUAAUCUUGUUUAAUGCCUCGUUUUUUUACAGGUGCUGCCGCAGCUACUAUAGCACCAGUUGAAAAGGAUACUCCUUUGAAGAAGAAGCAGCUCAAUGAGGGGUUGUUGUCUGUUCCAUCCCCAGAGGACCGCAUAUCCCUGACUCCUACUGAUGGAAAUAAAGGUGAAUCCACUGUCAGUAUUACUGUAGUAGGUGCCUCAGGAGACUUAGCCAAGAAGAAGAUUUUCCCUGCUCUCUUUGCACUUUUUUAUGAGGGUUAUCUUCCAGAGCAUUUCACCAUCUUUGGGUAUGCUCGGAGUAAGAUGACUGAUGCUGAACUUCGACUUAUGGUUAGCAAGACUCUUACUUGCAGGAUUGACCAGAGGGAAAACUGUGGUGCGAAGAUGGAGCAGUUCUUAGAAAGGUGUUUUUACCAUAGUGGUCAAUAUGAUUCCCAAGAUCACUUUAGUGACCUUGAUAAGAAACUGAAGGAACAUGAGGCUGGGAGGGUAUCUAAUCGACUUUUCUACUUAUCAAUACCACCAAAUAUCUUUAUAGAUGCUGUAAAAUGUGCAAGCCUCUCUGCAUCUGCUGCAAAUGGCUGGACAAGGGUCAUAGUUGAGAAACCCUUUGGCCGAGAUUCUGAAUCUUCUGCGGCUUUAACAAGAGCUUUGAAAAAUUAUCUGGAAGAGGAUCAGAUUUUCAGAAUUGAUCAUUAUCUUGGAAAGGAGCUCGUGGAGAAUCUAUCUGUCCUUCGCUUUUCAAAUCUCAUUUUUGAACCGUUGUGGUCUAGGCAAUAUAUAAGAAACGUUCAACUGAUAUUCUCUGAAGAUUUUGGUACUGAAGGACGCGGCGGGUAUUUCGACAAUUAUGGAAUCAUAAGGGACAUCAUGCAGAACCAUCUGCUUCAAAUACUCGCGCUCUUUGCCAUGGAAACCCCCGUCAGUUGUGAUGCGGAAGAUAUUAGAAAUGAAAAGGUUAAAGUCUUGCGUUCCAUGAGGCCUUUGAAGCUUGAUGACGUGGUGAUAGGACAAUAUAAAAGUCACACUAGAGGAGGGGUUAAUUACCCCGGAUAUACCGAUGACAAGACUGUACCCAAAGACAGCCGGACCCCUACAUUUGCUGCAGCUGCUCUUUUCAUUGACAAUUCUAGAUGGGACGGGGUGCCUUUUCUGAUGAAAGCUGGGAAAGCUCUGCAUAAUAGGAGGGCUGAGAUAAGAGUGCAGUUUAGGCAUGUGCCCGGUAACUUGUAUAACAAAAACUUUGGUACUGAUCUUGAUCAGGCCACAAAUGAGCUCGUCAUUAGGGUUCAGCCAGAUGAAGCGAUUUAUCUGAAGAUUAAUAACAAAGUCCCAGGUUUAGGAAUGAGACUGGACCGCAGCAAUCUUAAUCUUCUCUAUGCAGCGAGGUAUGCAAAGGAGAUUCCUGAUGCAUAUGAGAGACUUCUUCUGGACGCUAUAGAAGGAGAAAGAAGGCUAUUCAUACGAAGUGAUGAACUGGACGCUGCGUGGUCCCUGUUCACACCAGUUUUGAAAGAAAUCGAGGAGAAUAAAAUCAUUCCUGAGUAUUAUCCAUAUGGAAGCCGUGGUCCCGUUGGUGCUCAUUACCUUGCUGCUAGGUACAAUGUACGGUGGGGUGAUCUAGGACUUGAUGACCAAUAAAGUUGGACUGGAUAAGCGGGCGUUAUUUCUUGAUGAGAGAUUCUCUGGUAAAAAUUCUGUGUGCCACUUUAUGUUCCUACUGCCCAAAGUUAUGUCAGUUUUGAUACUACUUGCAAAUAGCAGAUGUGAAUCAAUAUCUGCAAGUGUUAUUAAAAAUGACAUUGUAGUGGUGGUGUGGUUCAGAAAUGGCACAUGACAACCCGCAAGAGAAUCUUGUCUAUUCUGCACCUUGUUAGUAGCAUUCUUUCUUGGUGGAAGCUCUACUAAUAUAUACACACAAAGGUAGUCAGAUAAAGAAGAGGGUUGGGGGCUCAAUUGUUGUAUUUUCAGGCAGUUUGUUUACAUGAGUAUGCCUUGAUCUUGUGUCCUUUUUCCUUGUAUUUUGUAAGCUGUAGAAGCAAGCAACUAGAAAAAUCAUUCAUCUUCACAAACUAGGCUUGAGGCUGAAUUCUGAGUUGUAAGUUUUAUUAGUUUCCCAACCUUCCCAUAUGUUAAAGAGGCUUGGGCCCCCGAUACAAUAAGGGGAGUUAAAGUUUAAAGGAAACUUUUGGGCCUUAUUUCAUUUCGUCUGUUAGAAUUAAACGAGCUAACUAGAUUUUGAU
Oldenlandia corymbosa var. corymbosa is the source of this 3246-nucleotide messenger RNA. NCBI's taxonomy places the organism in Eukaryota, Viridiplantae, Streptophyta, Magnoliopsida, Gentianales, Rubiaceae. The record is from the annotation of a GenBank genome assembly.